AUGGAAAUCGAGGAAUUAAUUAAAAAGAUUGAAGAGGCGUGGGAGAGAGAGGAGGUGUAUUGGUGGCAGAGGUCAAGAAUUCAGUGGCUGAAUGCUGGGGAUAGAAAUACAAGGUUUUUUCACUCGUGCACUAUUCAGAGAAGAGUGAGAAAUAAAAUUGUGAGGCUGAAAGGGAAUGGGGGUAGAUGGCUAGAGAAUGAAGAGGAGAUAAAUAAUUCCUUUAUUAGCUUCUAUAGUAAGCUUUUUUCCUUGGAUGGUUACAGAAAUUUAGAUGUGGCUUUGAGUUUUGUUAAAAACUUGGUGAGUGGGGAAGAAAAUGCGAGCUUGGAAGAAGCGGUAACCAGGGAGGAAAUCAAGAGUGCAGCUUUCCAGUUGGGUGCACUAAAAGCUCCUGGACCUGAUGGAUUCUGUGGAAUGUUCUAUCACUCUGCCUGGGGGACAAUUGAGAAGGAGGUGACUGAGAUGGUCUUUGGCUUUUUCAAUAAUAAUGCUAAGUUGACAGCUUUGAAUAAAACUAACGUGGUGCUUAUACCGAAAGUAGAAAAUGCUGAAUGUGUGGGUCAGUAUAGGCCUAUAGGGCUUUGCAAUUUUGCUUAUAAGAUUGUCUCUAAAGUCUUGGCAAAUAGGAUGAAGCCUAUUCUGGCCAGGAUUAUCUCUCAAAAUCAAAGAGCCUUUAUUGAAGGGCGCUUGAUACAAGGCAAUAUCAUCAUUGCACAUGAAGCCUAUCACUACCUGAAGAAUAAGAAAAAGUGUAGGAAAUAUGAGAUGGUUGUGAAAAUAGACAUGAACAAGGCGUACGAUAGAUUGGAAUGGAGGUUCAUUGAAGAAGUUAUGAGGAAGAUGGGCUUUAGUGAAAAGUGGAUUGCCUGGAUUAUGGAGUGUGUGCAAUCUGUGAUGCUGAAUUUAGUGAUAGGAGGUAAGAAGAUCACAGAAAUUGAAAUGAGAAGAGGAAUCCGUCAAGGGGAUCCUCUUUCUCCAUUUUUAUUCAUUAUCGCAGCUGAUGCACUUUCUUCAAUGGUCCAGUGGCAUGUAGAUAUGGGUUUGCUGAAGGGAAUAAAGUUAGCAAAGCACUACCCUAUCCUUUCUCAUUGUUUCUUCGCUAAUGACUCUCUCUUUUUUAUUAAUGCCAAGAGGAAUAAUUGUAGAAGAUUAAUGGAGAUUUUGAAUGUCUAUUCCCAAGCCUCGGGGCAAACUAUUAACCUGGACAAAUCUUGUGUUUUCUUCUCUAAGAACACGGUUGAAAAGGUGAAGCAGGAAGCCUUUGAGGUGCUGGGAAUAAGUGCAUCAAUGAAUCCGGGCAGAUAUUUGGGGUUACCAGUUAUUUGGAGCAGAUCCAAAGUGGAAGCUCUGAGAUUUGUGAAGAAUAAGAUGGGAUUAAAGGUGCAAGGAUGGAAGCAGAGACUCUUGACCUUUGCUGGGAGAGAGAUUAUGAUUAAGGCAGUUGCAAAUGCAAUUCCUAUCUUCUCGAUGUCUUGCUUCAAAUUUCCAAAGAAUGUUUGCAUGGAAUUGGACAGUUUGAAUCAGGAUGAUCUUUGGUGUAAGAUUCUGAAGGGUCUAUACUUCCAUGAUAAAGAUUUUAUGCAACCUGACAAGGGAAGCAAGCCGUCCUGGUAUUGGUCUAGUAUUCUGGAUGGAAGGGAACUAUUGAGGAGAGAUCUAGUAUGGAGGGUGAGUAAAGGAGACAAAGUGAAGCUAUUUGAAGAUAGUUGGUUACCUGAGGCCAAAGGUUACAAGUUGAGGCAGAGGGAACUUACUGAUGACAUAAAAGCUGUGAAGGUUGCAGAUAUUAUAGCUGAGAGACAGUGGUGUUUUGUGAAGGUGGAGCAAUGGCUUUCAGAUGAAGAUAAAGAAGCAAUAAGGAGAGUUCGAAUUCCUAUUAUUGAGGAGGAAGACAAGUAUAUAUGGUUGGGCAAUAAAGAUGGCACCUAUGCUGUGAAGAGGGGAUAUAAGAUAGCUAGAGACCUGAAGCUAGCCACUGACAAAGAUACUCCAAGUUGCUCUUACAGGGAAGAUUCAGUUGAGCAUGCCCUUUUCUUGUGUCCUUGGGCAAAACUUUGCUGGUUUGGCUCGCCUUUAGCUUUGAAGUUUGAUGAAAGUAAUAUGGUGAGGUUUGAUCGCUGGUUUGAGAAUUGGACUGCUAAUAAAUCUGUGACUGAUGAUUAUAAUGUAGCCCUCUUCGCUUGUAUUUGCUGGCAAAUCUGGAAAUGCAGAUGUGGUUCCAUUUUUGAAGGAAGGGAAGUUGAAGCUGUAAGAUGUCUGGAAACGGCAAUUAGACUGACUAAUGAGUUUUGGAGCAGCUUGAGUAGAAAGAGUGGUAGGCUUUCGGCCCCCCAUAGCUAUGAAAGGGCCCAGGCUUGGCAAAAACCAAUACAAGGCACGGUGAAGAUUAAUGUUGAUAGUGCCUAUGAUGCAGAAAAUGGCUUGGCCGGGGUUAGGGUUAUUGGGAGAGAUAAGGAUGGGAGGUUUCUAGGGGGUGUGGGGUUGAAAGUAGAAGCCCAGUCUGCAUUUAUGGCAGAGUGUUUGGCUUUAUUAGAAGCCUUUAAUAUCAGAGAUUUAUUUGGAGAUGGAAAAGCAAUUUUAGAGACAGAUUGUCUGGAGUUGUACAGGCGUAUAAAGGAUAAGGAUAUGGUCGGGUGUGAUUGGAGGUGUAGAGAUGAGUUACAGAAGUGCUUGGAUCUGGGAAGGGUUAACUACAACUGGGAUUUGUCUUUGGUUUCUAGAAAAGGCAAUAAUGCUGCUGAUAAAAUUGCAGCUUUGGCAAUGAGAAGUGUGGUCCCGCAAGGAUGGAUUAAAGAUCCACCACCCUCUCUGCGUAGUAUUCUGUUGCAUGACCUGGACAGUGAUGGUGCUUUUGUGGCUGUUCGUGCAGGAAUGAACUACUUUUCUUCACAAGAUUUUGUGGCCUUUGACAGUAGAAAGGGAGCUUAUGAGGACCUUGUGAGUGUUAUUAAGGAUGAUAAGAUUCAUAUGAUAGGAUUGUGUGGCAUGGGCGGGUCUGGGAAAACAACUUUGGUAAAAGAAGUGGGCAAAGAAGCAGAGAAAUUUUUUGACAAAGUAGUCUUUGUGGUUGUGUCCAAUACCAUUGAUGUAAUAAAAAUACAAAACGAGAUUGCCAGCCAACUAAGCUUGGAAUUCAAAGAGGAAGAGACACAAGGGAGAGCUAGGCGCUUGUCUAUGAGAUUGAGCAGUGGUGAGAGGUUUUUGAUCAUUCUGGAUGACAUAUGGAAAAGCUGA
This is a messenger RNA of Neltuma alba, 3234 nucleotides long. RefSeq lists its product as uncharacterized. The transcript has 4 exons. The record is from RefSeq and is a predicted model, not a curated record. Gene Ontology annotation, molecular function: nucleic acid binding; RNA-DNA hybrid ribonuclease activity; ADP binding. Bases 1 to 3234 code for a protein of 1077 amino acids. NCBI's taxonomy places the organism in Eukaryota, Viridiplantae, Streptophyta, Magnoliopsida, Fabales, Fabaceae.